ACGAAAGUUUGGUCCACACCCAGUAAAUUUACAAUAAAUUAAAUAAAAAGGAUUUUACCCAUAUUGAAUUCUUUGAAACAUUAACAAUAUGAAUUCAGAUUUGUGUAGAGUUUGCCUGCGAGCAGGAUCACUAAGGAGCAUAUUUGCAAAAUUAAAUUCUGAUACGAUAUCGACAAAAAUUAUGGCUAUUGCUAAUGUUCAAAUCCACAUAAACGAUGGUUUGCCAAGCUGUAUUUGUUCAAUUUGUUUGAAAAACCUGAGAACCUGUCACAAGUUUAUAGAUGUUUGCGAAGACUCUGACUUGAAACUCAGGAAUUUAUUACAUGGUGCCGAUGAUGAAGAUACAUGCUCACAAACAAUAAAAUCAGAAGACAAUACUAAUAAUCCCUCAGAUUAUGAGCCACCUAUCAUGGAAAUAACUGUGCCCCCUAUCAAAAAUAACACUGAUGCAGAUGGGCAAAAUACUCAAAAUGGAAUUCAAAAAAUGGAGAAUGUAGAAAAGACCAACAAUAGUCUUAAAAUUAAACACAAAUCCCGUAAAGUACAAUGUCCCACCUGUGGUAGAGUUAUGUCUUCUAUACUUUCUUUUUUUAGGUUCCGUUUGAAGACACAUCUAAGGACCCACACAGGAGAGAAGCCAUUUUCUUGUCCUCAUUGUUCCAAAUCAUUUUCUUUACAACAAAACCUUAAAGUACACAUAAGAGUGCACACUGGUGAAAAGCCGCUAACAUGUUCUGUGUGUGGUGAGUCAUUUGCCCAUACUGCCGGUCUGGUGACCCACAGACGGAAGCACUCUGGUCAGACCCCAUACCACUGCAGCCUGUGCCCCCGGAGCUUCAGGACCCCAGGCCAUCUUCAGUAUCAUACAAGGUCCCACACUGGCGAAAAAAAGUUCGAGUGCGAGACUUGCGACCGAGCCUUCAUAAUGAAGAGUGACUUGAAGCAACACCAGCGCGUCCACAGUGGCGACAAGCCCCACGUCUGCUGCACGUGCGGGCUGCGGCUCGCCCGCGCCUCGCAUCUCAAGCGGCACAUGGCAACACACGGGCAUGGGAAGAAAGAGGAUUCGGCUGAUGUUGGGAAAGAAAAACUAAAUGUUUGCAGUUGAUGUCUAGCUUUGUAAUUGAAUAAAUAUUUUGAUUAUUUCAAUAAAAUA
Molecule: messenger RNA, 1156 nt
Organism: Plutella xylostella (diamondback moth)
Lineage: Eukaryota; Metazoa; Arthropoda; Insecta; Lepidoptera; Plutellidae
Source: RefSeq, a predicted model, not a curated record